Myotis davidii is the source of this 2272-nucleotide messenger RNA. It is a transcript of the gene TRIM25, whose product is annotated as tripartite motif containing 25. NCBI's taxonomy places the organism in Eukaryota, Metazoa, Chordata, Mammalia, Chiroptera, Vespertilionidae. The coding region runs from base 1 to 1755 and encodes 584 amino acids. The record is from RefSeq and is a predicted model, not a curated record. The transcript is spliced from 11 exons. Gene Ontology annotation, molecular function: protein binding.
AUGCCAAUAUCCACGGUGUCAGCUCCGCAAGAACACGGUGCUGUGCACGGUGGUGGAGCAGUUCGCGCAGGCCGAGCUGGCCCGCGCCACGGCGCCCGACGACUGGACGCCGCCCUCUUGUCCCUGGCCGAAGAGCUGACGUGCUCCAUCUGCCUGGAGCUCUUCAAGGUGCCGGUCACCACCCCGUGCGGCCACAACUUCUGCGGGUCGUGCCUGGACGAGACGUGGUGCAGGGCCUCCUUCUGCCAGGAGCACCUGCGGCCGCACCUCGACAGCCCGGCCUUCCGGGACCACCCGCUGCAGCCGCCCGUCCAGGACCUGUUGCACCGCAAGUGCCCCCAGCAAAAUCGCCUCCGCGACUUCUUCUGCCCCGAGCACAGCGAGUGCAUCUGCCAUAUCUGCCUGGUGGAGCACAAGACCUGCUCGCCUGUGCCCCUGAGCCAGGCCAGCGCAGACCUGGAGGACAAGCUGAGGUAUAAACUGACAGUCAUGUACGGUCAGAUCAACGGUGCCGCGAGAGCGCUGGAGGAUGUGAGAGCCAGGCAGAAGGAUGUGCGGGAGGCUGCUCAAAAGAAGAUAGAACAGCUUAGACAAGACUACUUGGAAAUGAAGGCGCUCAUUGACGCCUCCGAGGCCAGCUCCACGCGGAAGAUAAAGGAGGAGGAGAAGAGGGUCAGCAGCAAGUUCGACAACAUUUACCAGAUCCUCCUCAAGAAGAAGGCAGAGAUGCAGGCCGUAAAGGAGGAGAUUGAAGCCGCCCUGACCAAGGGGGGCGAGUUUGAGUUUCUGGAGAAAGCGGCACAGCUGCAGGCGGUCUCAACGAAGCCAGUGUACGUCCCCAAGGUGGAGCUGAAUCACGAGCUGAUAAAGGGCGUCUACCAGAGCACCUUGGACCUCAAAACCGAGCUGAAGCGGUGCCUCAAGAAGCCUGAGGAGCCCCCCACCUCAGGGGAGCCUGCAGAGCAUGCCACGGCGCCCACGCCAAAACCCACACGCCCUGUGAAGAAGGUCCCGAAAGAAGAAAAGAAACCCAAGAAAUUUCCCGCUGCUGCUGGCUCACCCAACAAGCUUCCCACCUUUGGGUCUUCGGAGCAGCUAGGAGAUUUAAAACAAGCUGGCUUUGAGGCUGCAGCCAAACCCAGCCCCGCGCAGCCAAACUCGGUGUCUCUCAAGGCCAAGGUGCUGGAGAACUUCUUAGCCAAGUCCAGACCUGAGCUCCUGGCGUAUGCUGUUAAGGUCAUCCUGGACUACAACACUGCCUACAGCAAGGUGGCUCUCUCGGAGAACUACACUGUGGCCUCUGUGGCCGAAACACACCAGACCUACCGGCCACAUCCCCAGAGGUUCACAUACUGUUCUCAGGUGCUGGGCUUGCACUGCUACAAGAAAGGGAUCCACUACUGGGAGGUGGAGCUGCAGAAGAACAACUUCUGUGGGAUGGGCAUUUGCUAUGGCAGCAUGGCCCGGCAGGGCCCUGAGAGCCGGCUCGGCCGCAACAGCGCCUCCUGGUGCGUGGAGUGGUUCAACACCAAGAUCUCCGCCUGGCACAACAAUGUGGAGAAAAUCCUGCCCACCACCAAGGCCACACGGGUUGGCGUGCUUCUCAACUGCGACCACGGCUUCGUCAUUUUCUUUGCUGUUGCUCUUGACAAGAUCCACGUGAUGUAUAAGUACAAGGAGGACUUUACUGAAGCUCUGUAUCCGGCCUUCUGGGUGUUCUCUACAGGUGCCACGCUCUCCAUCUGCUCUGCCUAGUAGGCAGGCCCUGGACACUGGCCAACUGCCCGGGCAGUGCCCAGGACUCUAGUGAAAAGGUGCAGGGGGCUCUUGGAGAUCUUCCCUGACAGUCCCAGGGGUUGCCAGGAUGGGAGGGGAGUUGAUGGAAGGUAAGAGGGUGGGGAGAUGGGAUAAGGGAGGAAUUUAGCCAGGGAAAGGCGUGGGGGUGAUUGUGUUGUGGGCAAGGAAGCGUUUCUCCGUCCUGUUGCCCCUCAAGGCAGGAUCACCCCCCCUCUUCCCCUGGUUCUGGUAGAUCCCCAGGCUGCUGGGUGGCUGGACAGGGCUUUGGGGAUAAAGUCAUCAGUGCCCCUUUCCUCUUGGAGAACAUCUCGGGCCACUGCAGUCCUUUCUCGGACCCCUUGGUGGAUGCCCUCAUGUUGUCUUCCCAUCUCCGUGUCUCGAUUACUCUCUUCAGGGCUAUUCAACUCUAUAGAGCAGCGACUUUCAACCUUUUUCAUCUCAUGGCACAUAAGCUAAUUACUAAAACUGUGGCACA